This is a messenger RNA of Penicillium subrubescens, 606 nucleotides long. Its product is annotated as putative GPI anchored protein. The coding region runs from base 1 to 606 and encodes 201 amino acids. The record is from RefSeq and is a predicted model, not a curated record. The transcript is spliced from 2 exons. Lineage: Eukaryota; Fungi; Ascomycota; Eurotiomycetes; Eurotiales; Aspergillaceae.
AUGCGUGCCCAACAGCUCCUCGCUCUCGCCGGUCUCAUCCUCGCCGGCAACGUCGCAAUCGCUGCCAAGGUGGAACAAGACGACGUUCCAAACCGCUGCUGGGAUGCUUGUGGCCCUGUAGUCGGAGUCUCCCGACGCUGUGAUAAUCAGCACGACAACGACCGUGCUGAAUUGCAGUGUAUCUGUGAUUGGGAAGCAGCCAAGACACAGAUUCCUCUUUGUGCUGCCUGUAUCACCCAGUAUGGUCACCACGACAAUGACCGUGAUGAUGAUGACCACGACGAUGAUGAUGAUGAUAACGAGGCCCUUGACCUCGUCCGCUCAUGCAGAUUCACCACGACUUCCUACAACGCUGCUGCUGCCACCACUCUGAGUGCCACGGCCACCGGUACCACUGACCCCGCAGCAGCGAGUGCUACCGCUACAGCAAGUGCUGGUCCAACCUCCAGCACUGGCUCUACUAGCAGCCCGUCGCAAACCUCGACCGGAUCUACAGGGGGUGCUGCCACUGCCAGUCCGAGUCCCGGUGCAGCGGCGGGCAGGACUGGCCCAGGUGUUGUUUCUCUGGUUGCAGUCGCUGGUCUCAUGCCUCUUGCCUGGCUGUAG